Betta splendens (Siamese fighting fish) is the source of this 4583-nucleotide messenger RNA. It is a transcript of the gene adam9a, whose product is annotated as ADAM metallopeptidase domain 9. NCBI's taxonomy places the organism in Eukaryota, Metazoa, Chordata, Actinopteri, Anabantiformes, Osphronemidae. The transcript is spliced from 24 exons. Gene Ontology annotation, cellular component: plasma membrane. Gene Ontology annotation, biological process: proteolysis. The coding region runs from base 229 to 2751 and encodes 840 amino acids. The record is from RefSeq and is a predicted model, not a curated record. Gene Ontology annotation, molecular function: metalloendopeptidase activity.
UGCUGUUCUUCUUCUGCGGGCUUGACGCUUGUACUUUCCAGGGGAACCGUCAGCUGUUUGCAGUCCGGACUCAAUAAGCUCAGUUUGGGCUUCAGAAACUUCUCCACCGACCGGAACACCACCUCAGAGCCGAACUGAUCGCUUGUUCGACGGUCGAAGCGACGCGCUGAGGCGCUGCGGGAAUGGCUCGCCCGAGCGCAGGACGGACAGCUCGACUGGGUGCUUAGCAUGAAAGCGGAACAUCUAGAGUCAAACCUGCGGAAACGAGUCGGAGUCGGAGGCUGCGUGGUGACGUUAUUUCUCCACACUGAGAUGGGCGUCAGACAGCUGCUGGAGGUGUGCUGCCUGCUGCUGCUCAGCGCAGACGCUGCGUGUGGAGACUGGCAGGAGACUGAACAUCCCUCUUCAUAUCAGCUGACUGUCCCUCGACUGAUAGGAGGCAGGCUGAGGCGAGAUGUGGACGGCAACCCACCUAAUGAGGUGUCUUACAUCAUCACUGUGGAUGGAAACGAUCAUGUUGUUCAUCUACAGAGAAAUAAGCUGCUGCUGCCUGCUGACUUCACAGUGUUCACCUAUAGCCCCAAUGGAUCGAUCAUCACGUCCAGACCACCCGUACAGAACCACUGUCACUAUCGGGGCUUCAUUCAGCACAUGGAGGGCUCCUCUGUGGCCAUGAGCAUCUGCCACGGCCUUAGGGGAGUGUUGCAUCUCACCGAUGACAGCUACGGUAUUGAGCCGCUGGCGUUGGGGCCUGACCAGCACCGCUUGUACCGUCUGCGGGACGUGAAGGCGCAGCCGCGGGGCUGUGGGACGCCACACCACGGGCCCGGCAGCGCCACGGACCAGGUCCCCCACAGGCAGCACAGCAGGAUGAAGCGAGCCGUCCUGCAUCAGACUCACUACGUGGAGCUUCUGUUGGUGGUCGACAAUGACAGGUACAAGUACAUGAACAGGAACGACACGGCGGUGAGGGAGGACAUGAUUUCUCUGGCCAACGUUGUGGACAGCAUCUAUGUGCAGCUGAAUGUCCGGGUGGUUCUGGUCGGUCUGGAGAUCUGGACUCAGCAGAACCUGAUCAGGACUGAGGGAGGAGCCGGAGAAGUGCUGAGUCUCUUCACCCAGUGGAGAGAGAAAGAGCUGGUUCCUCGACGCCGGCAUGACUCUGCACAGCUGAUCCUGAAGCAGAAUUUCGGCUCAACGGCUGGGAUGGCCUUCGUGUCCACCGUGUGCUCCAGGAGUCACGGGGGAGGGAUCAACGCGUUCACCAACAACAAUGUUGUGCUGUUCGCGUCCAUCGUGGCUCAUGAGCUCGGUCACAACCUGGGGAUGAACCAUGAUGACGGCCGCUCCUGUAGCUGCCCCACCGGCGCCUGCAUCAUGAACUCUGGAGCCACAGGAUCCAGAAACUUCAGCAGCUGUAGUGCUGAUGAUUUUGAGAAGAUGAUUUUGUUGACGGGAGGAACAUGUCUCCUGAACGUUCCCCGGCCCGACGAGGCCUAUAGCGCCCCCUACUGUGGGAACAGGCUGGUGGAUGUGGGGGAGGAGUGUGACUGUGGCUCACAGAAGGAGUGUGAGGAUGACCCCUGCUGUGAGUUCAGGACCUGCAGGCUGAAGCCUGAUGCCCAGUGUGCGUAUGGAGAGUGCUGCCUCCGUUGUCAGUUUCUCCCUGGGGGCUCGGUGUGUCGCUCCUCUACAGACAGCGAGUGUGAUCUACCAGAGUACUGCAACGGCUCCUCCUCCUUCUGUCAGAGUGACGUCUUUGUUCAGAACGGCCACCCGUGCCGGAACCAGCAGGCCUACUGUUACAAUGGGAAGUGUCAGCACUAUGACGGACAGUGUCAGGCCAUAUUUGGGUCCAAGGCCAAGGCAGCUCCUGAACUCUGCUUUAAAAACGUCAAUAGUAAAGGAGAUCGUUUUGGCAACUGUGGUUACCAGAACUUUGGCUACAAGAAGUGUGAGAGCAGAAACGCUUUGUGUGGGAAGCUGCAGUGUUCCAAUGUCCAAACAACGACAGUUUUUGGUAUUGAGCCAUCAAUCAUCAGCACGCCGACUGCUGCAGGGAAAUGUUUUGGAGUUGAUUUUAUGCUGGGAUCAGACGUCCCUGAUCCAGGAAUGGUGAACGAGGGAACCAAGUGUGGUGACAACAAGGUGUGCAUGAACUUUGAGUGCCGCAGUGUGGAUGUACUGCGCUACGACUGUGACGUGGGGAGGAAAUGUCACGGACACGGGGUGUGUAACAGCAACAGGAACUGUCACUGUGAUGACGGCUGGGAGCCGCCGUUCUGUGAGGCCAGAGGUCACGGGGGCAGCGUGGACAGUGGCCCCACCUGGAACGAUAAAGACACGUCUCUGAGGGACGGGCUGUUGGUCUUUUUCUUCAUCAUUCUUCCUCUCCUCGCUCUGGGUGCAUUUGUUUUCCUACGCAGGAAGGAGGUGCUGAGUCGACUUGGGCUGAGCCGCAGGAAGAGAUCGCAGGGUUACCAGGCCGACCAAGCAGCUUUAGCCAAACCCAGCCGAGCAGCGCCUCCCAGAGCGCAGCCGCCAUCUGUGGCCCGCAGCAGCACCACAUCAACCAACAUCGUGAGAGACGGGCAUCACGCUCAACUCCUGCCACCACCGGAGGUGGUGGAGACCAGCCGGACGGCUCCGUCCUACUCUGUGAGGCCCCCUCCUCCUCCACAGAAACCAAAACCUGUUGCUGCAUCACAGCCUCUGGUGCCUCAAAGAGCUGCUCCUCCUCCACCGGUUUAGCACCUGGACGUCUCCUUUCUCCCCUUUUUGUAUUCAGCUUCAGUCCACCAUGUAGGCAGCAGGAAGGGAGUGGGAUGCUCCCAAAGUGGCUGAUGAUCUCGACAACCCAUCUUUCUUUAUUUUCUUGCUUUGAAGCUUGGUCAGAGGUCAGAAGUCAGCUCCAUCAGCUGACCCCUGUCUGCUUUGUCAUUAAAGCAGCCAAUCAAGCCAUCAUAUAGUAUUUACAUCAACAUCGGGUGUAAUUCAUUUGCUGAACCUCUGAUGAGCAUUGAGAUUACGCAAUCGCAGGUGCAUCCAUUUGUGGACUGAGGCUGUGCUAUGAGCCUAGUGAGUGAGUUGCUCUGUCUCCACUGUCCCAACGUAGACAUUGUGUCAUCACUGACAUUUGUCAUCAUCAGGUUCAAAGUGUUGUGUGAGCUCAAGCAGUCACUAACCCAAAGUCCGAUGAAGAGAACCGGCCUCUACGUUUUGUUCUGUAUACCAGAUGUGUAAGGUAUCAACGAAUGGAAGUUUACGACCACAAGUGAAGCAGUCCUGCUACCUCGAGGGCAGUGAGGACCGCCCGUGUCUCUGCUAGUUUACACCUAACCCCACAGACGGACGUGGCUGCAGAUUUGUGGUCACUCUGCUCCAGGACCCCAUUGACUUGUGUCUGUCCAGCCUCUUUUGUCUGUGGAGAUAUUAAAUAGGUUUAAACUGAUUGGCUGCUUUGAAGACAGACAUCACCUGUUCACUCACCUGGACUGUCUUUCAGUCCUCCUUCCUCUGUCUGAGUGCACCUCCCCUUCUGCUCUGCACUGUCGUGGGAAUGUAACGCACCCCUUGCUGCUGCAGCCGGCUCGCCCCGGUCAACACUCUCCGGGAUUGUAAAAUGGCAGUGUGCAACGAUGCCUGAGUGCGAAGCUCUGUGGGUUUCAGUUGCGGUCCUGUGGAUCUAAGUGGUACAGUAUGUUGAGGUUCAGAUAUUGAUGGCAUGUAUUCAUUUGUAAUGUCACACGUGCAUGUGUCAGUAGGACACAAACAUUGGUGAUCAGUUUGUUUGAAGGGUCCAUUUUAAAUGGCUGUGAUUCUGGCAGAACUAACCUGAUUGUUGAAAGGAGGAUUGAUGCUCACAUUGCUCUUUAGACUCCAGCAAUCGACUGUUCGGCAGAUCAACAUUACUGCUGGUUACAGGAUAAACCAUAGCGGAACCACAGCGAUCACAACAGUCAUACAACGAUGUUCAUUUGACUUUUGUUUUAUUUCAUUUGGUCAAGAGAAGAGGAGCCUUUGUUUUAUAAAAUAAGUGAUAUUUGGUGUCUUUUCUUUUUCUGAAGUUUGAUAAACAGUGAUUGAAUGCGCUGCUUGUCAUUUAGUUAAUAAUGUGCUGAACAUCCCAGACUGAACAGGUGUAACAGUGAUGAACCUCACUUUGGUUUUGUUUCAAACCGGGAUUUUUACGGCACAUGUAACAAACCAAAUGUUGAAUCUGGAUGCACUGUGUCGUGUGAAGACAUUGUUUUUUACCUGCUUAACAUAUUCUUAACUUGUCUUGAGUGUUUUGCACAUUGUUGACAAAAUGAGGAUUCAAAUACUUACCACAGGGCUCCUUUAGUGCCAAGAACUCAUGGAGGCAUGAGAUCAGCUCAUUACUGUCAGCCAACUGAUUCUGCUGCAGCUAAAAUGAGUCGAACCAGCACCGAAAAUGUUACCAGUCACCUCUGGUUUCUAUUUACCACACAACUUGAGUCUGUCCAUCUGAGUGAAACAUGCUGUAUGACAUUUCUUCACCCUGAAAAUGUUACUUUGUUUUAUUUUUGAGAUAAUAGUACAAAUAAAAGUCCCAGUAUGCA